UCUCAACGGAUUCCGUAGUGAAUGAGAAGAGGGGAAAAAAACAUGGCGUCGCUCUGUGGGAAGACAUUUCUGUCCUUAGGUCGAACUAAUGUUUUUGGUUUGGCAUUUAGUAAAACCACAAAUAGAGUGACAUAUGCCACGGCUUUGUCCGUAAGCUCUCCCUCUGGGAAUAAAGGCUUCCCAGAAAGAGGUGGUAGAGGAUCUGUGGGCAGAAGACCUAGGAGAGAACCUGGGGAGCCCAGGACUGAAAAGAUGCCACCGGAUCAGGACUGGACCUCGGUUUAUCCUGCAGCCACCCCCUUUAGGUCAAACGCCGUCCCCCUACCUGUGAGGAUGGGCUACCCUGUGAAGGGAGGCGUUCCACCAGAGAAGAAGGGCAACUUGGAGUUAAUAAAGAUCCCAAACUUCCUGCAUUUGACACCAGCAGCCAUCAAGAAACACUGUGAAGCUCUGAAACCUUUCUGCACAGAGUGGCCCUCAGCUUUGGACACAGAUGCCAAAUGCGACGAGCACUUUCCGAUUAAAAUCGAGAGCACAGACUACGUGUCUGCUGGCCCCUCUGUCAGGAAUCCUUCAGCUCGCGUUGUUCACCUCAAAGUAAAGUUGUCCCAUUUGAACCUGGAUGAUCAUGCACGCAAGAAAAUGCUCAAACUUGUUGGGGAGAGAUACUGCAAAGACUCAGACAUCCUCACCAUCACGACAGACAGCUGCCCUCUGAGAAAGCAGAACUAUGAAUACGCCAUGUACCUGCUAACUGUUCUGUACCAUGAAUCCUGGAAAAUCGAGGCCUGGGAGGCUGAGAAGACCGCCGCUGACAUGGAGGAGUACAGCUGGGAGGACAGCCCAUCCCAAAAGAACAUCCUGGACACGCUGCUGCGCAUGAAAGUGGCCGGAGAGGGAGAGGGAGAGGACGGCGAAGUGAGAAAGCAGCUGCUGGAAAGAGGGGAGGUGCAGGAUUAUAAGGACUCAGUUGUGAGGCUAAAGAAUGAAGGAGCAAGUGAGACCACCGUGUUGCAGUACAAGGAGGCGGUCAGGAAGGUACUCAAUGUGUGAAACCUCCGAAGGUGCAAAUGAACAUAUUCACAGGAAGAUGGUGACCGUAAGCAUUUGGGCCGCAUUGUUCUAGUACCUAAAUAAUCUCAUAUCUGAGCUUGUCAGCAAUAUUUAUUUUACUAAAAUAAAUUUGCUGUAAUAUCCGGUUAAUGAUGUGUUUUUAAUACAAAAAUAAA
Messenger RNA from Fundulus heteroclitus (mummichog), 1229 nucleotides. RefSeq names its product mitochondrial ribosomal protein S35 (gene mrps35). The transcript has 8 exons. Gene Ontology annotation, biological process: mitochondrial translation. NCBI's taxonomy places the organism in Eukaryota, Metazoa, Chordata, Actinopteri, Cyprinodontiformes, Fundulidae. Gene Ontology annotation, molecular function: structural constituent of ribosome. The record is from RefSeq and is a predicted model, not a curated record. The coding region runs from base 22 to 1053 and encodes 343 amino acids. Gene Ontology annotation, cellular component: mitochondrial small ribosomal subunit.